Orbicella faveolata is the source of this 774-nucleotide messenger RNA. RefSeq names its product methyltransferase-like protein 27. Lineage: Eukaryota; Metazoa; Cnidaria; Anthozoa; Scleractinia; Merulinidae. Gene Ontology annotation, molecular function: polyprenyldihydroxybenzoate methyltransferase activity. Gene Ontology annotation, biological process: ubiquinone biosynthetic process. The record is from RefSeq and is a predicted model, not a curated record.
CACUCUCGUUUUGGCUGGGGAUAGCAGUUAUAUUUCAGAUAAGCUUUACUCAUGACUGCUGCAAUGGAGAAAUUAAAAGGAAUUGCAGAGCUCACUCCGUCCUCUAGUGAGGAGGAUGCAAAAAAUACCUAUGAUUCUUGGGCUUCAUCUUAUGAAGUGGAUACCGAAAAACAUGGUUACAAAGGUCAUGUCUUAUGUGUAGAGGCUUUUAACAAAGCUAUGCAGUCGAAAGAUGUGUUCCCUCAUGCAAAUAAGAACAUCAAAAUCCUUGAUGCUGGAGCUGGUACUGGCAUUAUAGGCGAGAUGCUGGUUAAACAAGGCUACACAAACAUCGAUGGCUUGGAUAUUUCACAGAAAAUGUUAGACAUAGCAGAAAAUAAGAAAGUUUAUAAGCGGCUCAUUUGUGCUCCUUUGAGUGACAUUCGCGUAGAGCAAAUAAAGACUGCCGAGUAUGAUGUAGUGUUGUGUGCAGGGACCAUUGUUUAUGGGCAAGCGAAGCCUGUAGCACUGGAUGAGUGCGUACGUCAUGUAAGACCAGGUGGACUGUUUGUUUUCUCUAUUCGUGCGGACUCCUUCGAUCCAGUAGAGCUCGGUUACAGCCCCAAGUUUGAGGAGCUAGAGAAAUCAGGAAAAUGGCGUCUUGUGAGCAGAGAACGACGUGAGCUGUACACUAACCCUGAUGAGGAACGCUAUAGAGACUGUUAUUUGAUCACUUACAAAGUGCUCAAAAACUGAACAACAUACUAACUCAUUAGUACAAGAAUGUUUAAUAGU